UAUCCAAACUCUCCUAACCAAUUUCCUUCCCACUUCCCCCCAUCUAUUUUAACUCACGUGCUCUCACUUUCUUACUUACUUUAUUUGUAUAAAUAAUCCCUCUUCUUUAUUAUUCAAGACUUGCUUUCUCCUUCAAUAUUUUGCUUUUUCCCUCUUCAAUGGCACUCGUUAGAGAGCGUAGACAAUUAAAUCUCCGUCUUCCUCUACCCGAUAAAUCUCUACGCCGCCCCACUUUUCCUUUACCUCUCCCACCUUCUUCAACCUCCGCUGCUUCUAACCCUUCUAACCCCUCCGCCGCCACCAAAGCCGCCGCCGAUUCUCUCUCCGACUUUUCUAAACACUCUGUUUUAGGCAGUGGAAAUGGUGGUACUGUUUACAAAGUUACCCAUAAACUAAAAGGCUCCGUUUACGCUCUUAAACUUAUAUCCUCUGAUCCUAACCCUACUCUUUUACGUCAAGUCUGUCGUGAGAAAGAAAUCCUUCGCCGUAUGAUCUCCUCUGACUCUCCCUACAUCGUUCGAUGCCAUCGGAUAUUUGAUCAGCCUGAUGGUGAUAUUGCAAUUCUUAUGGAGUACAUGGACUGCGGUACCCUGGAUCAUGUCCUUAAAAAACAGGGUACUUUCUCUGAAAGUUUAUUAUCAAGCGUAGCUUACCAAAUCCUUAAUGGGUUGAAAUACCUUCAUUCACAUAAAAUUGUUCAUCGAGAUAUCAAACCUUCGAAUCUUCUAGUAAAUUCCAAGUGGGAAGUGAAGAUAUCUGACUUCGGUGUGGGCAGGAUCAUGGGACGAACAUUAGAUCCGUGUAAUUCAUAUGUGGGUACUUGUGCUUAUAUGAGUCCAGAAAGAUUCGAUCCGGAUACGUAUGGUGGGAAUUAUAAUGGUUAUGCAGGUGAUAUAUGGAGUUUAGGUCUUACUUUAAUGGAAUUAUUUUUGGGUUAUUUUCCAUUUUUAUUACCCGGCGAAAGGCCCGAUUGGGCUACUUUGAUGUGUGCUAUUUGUUUCGGAGAUCCGCCUGUUUUACCUGAAGGUCGUGGGUCGGAGGAGUUUCGGAGCUUUGUUAGUUGUUGCUUACAGAAAGAAGCUACCAAACGGUGGUCCGCCGCACAAUUAUUAUCACAUCCUUUUAUUUGUAAAAGAAAAUAAUUAGAUCAAGGGAUUACUAUUUACUACUAUUAAUUAGAAAAGUGGUGGUCCAAUAUUUGUUUAUUUUUGUUUUUCGGGUUGGCCCGAGUUUGUGUAAGGGUCAUUUUGUGGGAGCAGGUGAUAGUUUUGUAUAUAGUUAUUCCCACUUGGAUGGGGAGGCUACUUGGGCGAUUAAAAAGUACUUCGUUAAUGAAAGGUGGAUAGGUGGUUCUCCUAUCUUUGUCAAAUGAAA
This is a messenger RNA of Amaranthus tricolor (Joseph's coat), 1374 nucleotides long. RefSeq names its product mitogen-activated protein kinase kinase 9-like. The coding region runs from base 159 to 1142 and encodes 327 amino acids. Gene Ontology annotation, molecular function: protein serine/threonine kinase activity; ATP binding. The transcript has a single exon. The record is from RefSeq and is a predicted model, not a curated record. NCBI's taxonomy places the organism in Eukaryota, Viridiplantae, Streptophyta, Magnoliopsida, Caryophyllales, Amaranthaceae. Gene Ontology annotation, biological process: protein phosphorylation. Gene Ontology annotation, cellular component: cytoplasm.